Messenger RNA from Eriocheir sinensis (Chinese mitten crab), 1060 nucleotides. RefSeq names its product fatty-acid amide hydrolase 2-B-like. The record is from RefSeq and is a predicted model, not a curated record. Lineage: Eukaryota; Metazoa; Arthropoda; Malacostraca; Decapoda; Varunidae.
AUUUUACACUAGGCCUAAAUGGAAAAAUUAUGUUUACAUUGCUUGAAAUUUACAUUAUGCGAACUCACCAGGAAUACAAUACUAGUGUAAAUUGAAAAGUGCCUGUACUCGUUUUCUGAUUACAAUUAUUAGGAAGCUGUCAGACAUUUGUAAUGUCAGCUGAUACACUUCCAAAGUAAUUUUUUUUGGACAGAGUGCCUUGCUUGCCUCCUGUGGCACUCCACUCUCCAUUGGCACUGACUUGGCUGGCUCCAUACGAUUACCUGCUGCUUUGUGUGGUCUUUUUGGCCAUAAACCAACAUCAGGUUGGGUGCCCUUGGACGGCUGUGGAAUUUUUCCCGACACUCUGAAGGACAGACGGGCCUUGGUGGCGGGUCCACUAUGUCGCAGUGUUGGGGACUUGGUCAUGUUCCUGGAAACUGUAGUUGGGUCUCGGGCAGAGGGUCUGGCAGCCAAGGUGGCUGCAACAGACAUCAGAAACCUCAAGAUAUGGUGGGCAGAUAGUAUGGACUCACCUUGGUGCCCCGCUACUGAACCAUCGUUGCGGGAGGCUCUUCACGCCGCCCGUCUCCACCUUGAGCAUACCUUUAGAGUGAUCACAUGCAAGUUUCAGUGGCCAGUGGACAUGGCCAACUCAGCAGUGAUCUGGGCCACCAAGCUUGCUUUUGAGUCCAAAGGUAAACCACCUCUCGCCAGCGACUUGAAAAACCGUGAGGGCACAGCCAACAUGAUGAAGGAGUGGCUGUUGUGUAUGUGCGGGCUUAGUGAACACACGUUUGCCACGAUUCGUCUAAUCUCGACACUGCCAAAUCCACGUUGUAAAAAGUUCAAUGAGCCGCAGUUGAACUGGAAGAAUGUGCAGAAACAAUUCAUGGAUAUCCUUGGUAAGGACAGUGUGUUGCUGGUGCCUGUACAUUCCAUGACAGCAUGCUACCACAAGGAGCCCCUCUUCUACUCCAUGAAGGGCGCAGAGUACUGCUAUAUCUUUAAUGCCACUGAGAUGCCUGGGACCACCGUGCCCCUUGGACUAUCUAAGGAUGGCCUACCUCUCGCCUUACAG